GAUACGCAGCGGCGUACACGCCAGCCGCGCCGCCCCUUUUUUGGCUGCUGCUUUGACCACGCCUGCACUAAAUCCUUUGCCGCCGUUACUUGGUCCGAGGCCAACGCCUGUUGAUCAAUGGCACCAGCUGGUUUUUUUUUCCCUCUGCUCCUCGCUGAACGGAAUCCUUCUCUAAAAUUUGAUUUUAAUUUCUAAUGCGUGGGAUACCGCCGCCAUAUCCUUGCUGUCCUUCCCCAUCUCCAUAGGCAAUUGACAUCUCCCCCGGACUAACAAUUUGUACCACGACGGUUGUUGAUUCACCUUCCUUGCACCUCGCCCCUCAUAUCACAGCAGUCGUGACUUGGAUCAACAUUCCCACUCUGGGUUUCUCACCCUGGAUCCUCUCUAUACACAUAUCCAAACGCUAGACAUCGGCUUCAAAGUCAUGGGAGAUCUCGCGACUAAAAUGGCCUCCCCCGCAAAACCCCCCACAAGCUCGAGUACAAAGGUUGGAGCUCCUGACCCAAUCCACACCGAAAAUGCUACUGCUAUUGCUGUCCCCCUGUCUUCACCGCCACCCAUCCCGUCCCCCUGUUCUCCCUCCUUUCCCCAUUCUCGAGCCUCUAGCCUACGAAUCGAAUCGCUAGGUGGAGACCCCAAGGAGCCAUCAGCUCCCUCCCCGGAGCUCCCUUCGUCUCCUAUGAAACCAAUUCACCGCGUGGAGAGCGAGAGGUGGGAUUCCGGUCAGGCUCUAUCAAGAAGAAACAGCAGAACAACUCUAGCUACAGACGAACUCUCUGCUCCAAGCUUGAAAUCGCCCCCCAGCAUUCCAAGCAUCAUCAUAGAUGAAGAGCACGCCCGUCCUAGCUCGCGACGAUCAGAGCGGAAAUGGAGCCCGCUCAAAAAAAGGAAGCCAGAUCCUCUUCCCGCCGUACCACCACUUCCACCCGUUGAGUCUGUACCGUUUCGUGGAAUUACGCUGGACAUCCCAACUGGUUCCAUUGGCGACCUGACCACAGAUCCCUUAGAAUCAAUUGCUGAAAGCCCACAGAAUAAUACCGAACCUGCUUCUGAGACGGAUGUUGAUGGGAACCAGACGAAGGAAAACAUGCAGAGUAAAGAGAAUCUCCCUAGCGGCGGGGGAAAUAAUGGUAAUGCUACACUCGACGUUCACAACAAAUCCACGACUACCACAUCGCUAAGUUCGAGGCGUAUAAGAUCAUAUAAUUCUCUACGCCCCCGUCCAAUCAGCUGUAUGACUCGAGCCAUGUCAAUCGAUGAGGAAGUCCUGUCACAGAAGGUUCGUUUGAUGUAUGAGAGGGGGGAUGAAGACGUCGACGAUGCAGAGGUUAAUGAGCUGUUGGGCUUGUAUGAAGAGGAGUCUAUGCUAGAUGAACCAUGCGCGGUUGCUUUUCCAGCCUCGAGUGACGGGGUUGAAGUAGAACGAGCAAACACGCCUACUACCUCAGUUGCGGGGCGCGGUUCGAGAAGAGGAAGCUUCAUCCAAAGGGAGCCAUAUGAGCUUGCUGGUGGGUUAGAGGACUGGGAAAAUGUCGAUGUCGGCGAUGUUGACAGAUAUGGUUUCAUUAUCCCCCGACAAAAAGACAGCGAUGCUUCAGAUCCAGCCCCUCCAGCUCUGCAAAGGGUCUCAACGAGCUUAUUACUUGCAUCCACAACUCCACGUAGGAAGCGUACCUUACGGAGGGAGACUUCUGUGGCACCUAGUUCCCGGUCGUUUGCUGGCCGUUCCCCGCCCAGGAAAUCUACAGAUCAAUCGCGGCCCACAUCUUCCCAGAGCUCCUAUCAAGCAAGCAGUCGCAGAUCAACUUCAAGAAUACGAUAUGCUGCAAACAAGCUACCCUAUAACAAAAAUCGAAAAUUCAUGGAUGAAGCUAGUGACAUGCUAACUCUGCCGGGCCAAGUCAUGGAGGAUGAUGAUACCAGCCCGCGUGCGCUCGCAAUGAAGAAGAAGGAAUGGGAGCGAGAAGAUAAAUGGAGAAAGAUGGCAAAGGUGGUGUCUAAACCCCAGGAUGGUGCUAGUAUGACAUUCGAAUUCGACGUGAAGAGCUCGAAACUUAUUGAACGGACCUGGAAAGGAAUACCUGACAGGUGGCGAUCAACCGCUUGGUAUGCGUUUCUAAGUGCCAGUGCAAGGAAACGGAAAGACAGCCCGACGGAGACAGAACUCAUCCAGAAAUUCAACCAGCUCCAAGAUGAAGCCUCCCCAGAUGACGUACAGAUCGAUAUCGAUGUUCCACGGACAAUUAGCAGCCAUAUUAUGUUUCGUCGCCGUUAUCGAGGUGGCCAGAGGCUUCUCUUCCGAGUUCUCCAUGCCAUGUCCCUUUACUUUCCAGACACAGGAUAUGUCCAGGGUAUGGCUGCACUUGCUGCGACCCUUCUUGCUUACUACGACGAAGAGCAUGCGUUUGUAAUGCUAGUGAGGUUGUGGCAACUUAGGGGUUUGGAUCGUCUGUAUCGGUCGGGUUUUUCGGGUUUGAUGGAAGCACUAGCCAAUUUUGAAACGGGAUGGCUUGAAGGAGGGGAAGUUGCUGAAAAACUGACCGAACUCGGAAUCCCCCCAACAGCGUACGGCACCCGAUGGUACCUAACUUUGUUCAACUACUCAAUUCCCUUCCCCGCACAACUCCGCGUCUGGGACGUUUUCAUGCUCCUCGGAGACUCAGAUGAACCCUCUUUAUCCGCCUCCGCCUCUAGACCCCCAACAAGUUCUCGUACUGGCACUGGCACUGCAAACGGCAACUCUGAAUCAGAUCCACUAGCAUUAUCAGCCCCAUCGCCAUCGCAACCCCACGCAAGCCCUUUCGGCAAAAGCCUCGAUGUCCUCCAUGCCACCUCCGCCGCCCUCAUAGAUGGAAUGCGCGAUAUCAUCCUAGAAUCCGACUUCGAGAACGCCAUGAAAGUACUGACGAGCUGGGUCCCCAUUAAGGAUGUAGAAAUUUUCAUGCGGGUUGCGAGAGCUGAGUACAAGGUUCAUCAUCGGAAGAAGGGUUGAUAUAUGGUUAUUUGUACACGGGCGCGAAAUCUGGGCUCUCGGAGACAUAAGGCGCUCGAUGAGUACCGGCCCGUCGCCGCCUUGUCCUAACUUCAACAUCUCCAUGCCGUUGGACACCCUAUGUCGCCAACUCAACAUCAAACGGAUUCCGUUUCGUCGCCAUUGUGCCUCUUCGUGCACCGCAGUGGCAUGAAAGGAGUCAUCCAAAACUUACAACUGACACUCGCUUCCCUUUUGUUUUUCUUUUUCUCUUCUUUUCAACAUCUUUACUACUCGACUUUUCUAAUUUUCCUUCUCCUUUGUCUAAACCAUUCCAUUCUUUACGCAUCCACAUAGGUUUUUUUUUUUUUUUUUUUUUUUUUUUUUUUUUUUUUUUUUUUUUUUUUUUUUUUCCCUUUCUUUCCGCCCAUAAUGCCCUGCUCUCCAACCUCAGAACCCCCUUCUUUCAUAAUCAUCUUUCAUUUUACUUUCAUUUUUAUUCAUCUGAAUUGUUAAUUCACCAUAAUUAUAAUGUUUUAAUGUUUCUGGGAUGGAAAGAAAGAGAAGGAAGAUUUCUUCUUUUCUUUGUCAUACUUUCUUUAUUUCUAUUUUGAAUUUUCGUAAUUCGGUUUCUCUUUCUCGCCUUUUCGUUUUUAUUAAAUUUCUUUCCUUCCUUUUUUCGAUAUGAGAGUAUCUAGAUACCCCCUCUGUUUUCUCUGUGUGUGUGUAUGUGUGUGUUUCAUUUUUCAGGAUAUUUGGGUUUUUUUCUCCUACUUUU
This is a messenger RNA of Blastomyces gilchristii SLH14081, 3749 nucleotides long. RefSeq names its product TBC domain-containing protein. Lineage: Eukaryota; Fungi; Ascomycota; Eurotiomycetes; Onygenales; Ajellomycetaceae. The transcript is spliced from 2 exons. The coding region runs from base 425 to 2992 and encodes 855 amino acids. The record is from RefSeq and is a predicted model, not a curated record.